Physeter macrocephalus (sperm whale) is the source of this 1553-nucleotide messenger RNA. It is a transcript of the gene TRAM1, whose product is annotated as translocation associated membrane protein 1. Lineage: Eukaryota; Metazoa; Chordata; Mammalia; Artiodactyla; Physeteridae. The transcript is spliced from 11 exons. Gene Ontology annotation, cellular component: endoplasmic reticulum membrane. Gene Ontology annotation, biological process: protein insertion into ER membrane; SRP-dependent cotranslational protein targeting to membrane, translocation. The record is from RefSeq and is a predicted model, not a curated record. Bases 198 to 1322 code for a protein of 374 amino acids.
UUUUUUUUUUUCGGGCGGCCCCGGCGGCUGCGUACUGGCUGUGGGAUGGGAAGUGAAGCCCCAGCGAGCGGUAGCGGCGGGGCUGUGAGGAGCAGCCAGGGGGAGGCGGCGGCGGCGGCGGCGGCGGCGAGUCGGUGAGCAGCUGGGAAGAGCGGAGCCGGGGCGGAGCACCUGCAGGCACGGGAGGCGGCUUCACCAUGGCGAUUCGCAAGAAGAGCACCAAGAGCCCCCCGGUCCUGAGCCACGAAUUCGUCCUGCAGAAUCACGCGGACAUCGUCUCCUGUGUGGCGAUGGUCUUCUUGCUGGGGCUCAUGUUCGAGAUAACAGCAAAAGCUUCUAUAAUUUUUGUUACUCUUCAGUACAAUGUUACCCUCCCUGCAACAGAAGAACAAGCUACUGAAUCAGCAUUCCUUUAUUACUAUGGUAUCAAAGAUUUGGCUACAGUUUUCUUCUACAUGCUAGUGGCGAUAAUUAUUCAUGCCAUAAUUCAAGAAUAUGUGUUGGAUAAAAUUAACAGGCGAAUGCACUUUUCCAAAACGAAACACAGCAAGUUUAAUGAAUCUGGUCAGCUGAGUGCAUUCUACCUCUUUUCUUGUGUUUGGGGCACAUUCAUUCUCAUAUCUGAAAACUAUAUCUCAGACCCAACUAUCUUGUGGAGAGCUUAUCCCCAUAACCUGAUGACGUUUCAAAUGAAGUUUUUCUACAUAUCACAGUUGGCAUACUGGUUUCAUGCUUUUCCUGAACUCUACUUCCAGAAAACCAAAAAAGAAGAUAUUCCUCGUCAGCUCGUCUACAUUGGUCUUUACCUCUUUCACAUUGCUGGAGCUUAUCUUUUGAACUUGAAUCAUCUAGGACUUGUUCUUUUGGUGCUGCACUAUUUUGUCGAGUUUCUUUUCCACAUUUCCCGCCUGUUUUAUUUCAGUGAUGAAAAGUAUCAGAAAGGAUUUUCUCUGUGGGCCGUUCUGUUUGUGUUGGGAAGACUUCUGACUUUAAUUCUUUCGGUACUCACUGUUGGCUUUGGCCUUGCAAGAGCAGAGAAUCAGAAGCUGGAUUUCAGUACUGGAAACUUCAAUGUACUGGCUGUUAGAAUUGCUGUUCUGGCAUCCAUUUGCAUUACCCAAGCAUUCAUGAUGUGGAAGUUCAUUAAUUUUCAGCUUCGGAGGUGGAGAGAACAUUCUACUUUUCAGGCACCAACUGUGAAGAAGAAACCAACAGUGACUAAAGGCAGGUCUUCUAGAAAAGGAACAGAAAAUGGUGUAAAUGGAACAGUAACUUCAAAUGGAGCAGACUCUCCCCGUAAUAGAAAAGAGAAAUCUUCAUAAUGAAUUAUAAUCUAAUUGAUUAAUGUCCCCAAAGAAAUCUGCUUUUUACUAUAUCUUUCAGCACUAGAGAUUUUUUUCUGUUCUUGAAAAUACAGUUUGUGCUCUUUGAUUCUUGCUACUAUUGUUUCAUGCAUUUUUUAAAGGGCAUUUGAGGGGAGGAUGAUUACUAGGAGUGAAAAAAAUACUUCAGCUUAGACUAAGCUACCUGCCUUCAAAAUAGUUUAGGGACCA